Messenger RNA from Stylophora pistillata, 363 nucleotides. RefSeq lists its product as uncharacterized. NCBI's taxonomy places the organism in Eukaryota, Metazoa, Cnidaria, Anthozoa, Scleractinia, Pocilloporidae. The record is from RefSeq and is a predicted model, not a curated record.
AUGCCAAUCCAAACUGAUAAAAAGAUUAAAGCAAACAGGCCAGACAUAGUGGUAAAAGAUAAGGAGGAGAGAACUUAUAUGCUCAUCAAUAUGUCUAUCCCCACAGAAAGGAAUACUCCCUUGAAAACAGCAGAAAAACUCUCCAAGUACAAAGAUCUUGGGAUCGAAAUCGAGAAAACAUGGGGAAUGAAACCAACAACCGUCCCAGUGAUCAUUGAAGUUCUUGGGCUUGUUAAGAAGGGAAUAAAAACCUACAUUGGCAAGAUCCCAGGCAAUAUCAGAAUAGUAGAGCUACAGAAGACUGUUCUCCUUGUCCAUCAAGUAAUCCAGCAGACUUAUGACUGCCCUAGGCUCAUUGAUUGA